Malaclemys terrapin pileata is the source of this 2043-nucleotide messenger RNA. It is a transcript of the gene NRN1L, whose product is annotated as neuritin 1 like. The record is from RefSeq and is a predicted model, not a curated record. Bases 18 to 521 code for a protein of 167 amino acids. The transcript is spliced from 3 exons. Gene Ontology annotation, cellular component: plasma membrane. Lineage: Eukaryota; Metazoa; Chordata; Testudines; Emydidae. Gene Ontology annotation, biological process: neuron projection extension; nervous system development.
GCGGGGUCCGGGGCACCAUGGGCUGCGGCUGCUGGAAGCUGCCCGCUUGGCUGGGGACGAUGCUGUUGCUGCACGUGGCGGUGGCUGAGGAUCCGGUGAGCACGGCCGGGAGGAGAUGUGACACUAUCUACAAGGGCUUUGCCGAAUGCCUCAUCAGCCUGGGGGACAGCAUGGCCCAGAGUGUCCAGAAGCAGCAGGAGGACAGUGGGCAGGAGCUGGACACCAUCUGCAGGUCCUGGGACGACUUUCACACCUGCGCCAACAGGGUCUUGUCCCGCUGCCCCGAUGAAGCUGCUGCCAUCUGGGAGUCGCUGCGCCAGGAGUCCAGGAAGAUCCAGUUCCAAGGGAACCUGCACGACCUGUGCAGCGCGCGGGCCAGGCCGCCCGGCAGCGUGCGGGGCUCGGCCGCGGACGAGACUAACAAGGAGACCCUGCGGGGCUCAGCCCGGCUCGCCCGGCCGAGCCUGCUGGCUGCCCUGCCGCUCCUGGUGCUCACAUCACUCCUGGUGCCCUUCGUCUAGCCAGGGAGCCGCGGCCAGGCACCCCCUGCCGGCACCUGGCACAGACUCUCGCAGGGCCGGGCACCCGCACUGCGAGAGAGAUCAGGGUUACUCUGUAAAUCCCAUGCGCCAGGAGCUGUGGGCACCAGAGCCUGCUGCCCACGGGGUGUUUCCAGCCUCUUUCAAGCCAGCCAGGGCUAUGGGGCAGCCAGAGGCCAGGUUCCCCGGCACAGCCUGGGUCCAGGGGCAUCGUGUCCCAUGGGGCGAAUGAGGCUGGAGCCCCUGGGGUCCUGCGAUUCCAGGGAGAUCUGGACCACAGUGACUGAGCUCCCCAUCGCCCUGUGCGCACAGCUCUCCCUACAGAGACCGGCCUGAUCCCAGCCUCUCUUCCCUUGGCCUGGCCUGCGCCGGCAGCUCUCCUGUGCCCCCCACACCCACCCCAGGGAGUUGCUUUCCACCUGGGCCUGUCUCAGUGCCCAAGCUGGAUCUGUGGAAAAAGACUCCUCAGGCCGGCUGCCCCGAUCCCACCCCUACAGCUCUGCGGGCUCCUCUGCCUCCCCGUCCCUGCGAGAAGCCAGAACGCGGCGAUGUGGGGGAAGCCGAGCCUGGGAACCUUCCCCCUGGAGCUGCUGCAGCCUCCAGGGGAGACGUCCCUCAGCUCCUUCCCCUUGGCCGUGGCCCAGCCCUCUGCCGUGUGCUCUGCUCCCCUCCUCGCUGUGCUUCGCCGAAGGCCUGGCCUGUUGCCACGAGCGCUGGGUGCUGCACCCCCGGUCAGGCCACGCCGAUGGGCAGUGAGGUGGCAGGGCACCCCCGCAAGGAGCCGACUCCUGCCCAGCUCGGCUCAGCUGUUGGCACUUGCAGGUGGGCAUUGGGGCUGCCCUGGCCGUGGGCAUAGCCCGGCAGGGGACCUGCACUCACCAUCCAUGCCCGUCGCGUGCGCCUGGGCUUUCAGCACUGCUCAACGCCAGCCCCUCCCAUUGACAGCUGGAGGGGGAGUUCUGCUCGCUGAUUCCCAGGAGGCCCCCAGGCCGGCUGUCUGGGUGUCCCGCAUUGGUUGGCACCUGCAGGGCCGGUCCUGGGGGAAGCUGGCUGUCUUGCUUGCAGCAUGCCAUGCUAGGCCUGCUCCCACUGCUGCGAGAUCAGCAUCCGGGUACAACUCCCUGCCCAAGCUGGGCGCAAGAGGGCCUAAAACAUUGGACUGGCCCUGCAGAGCCUCUGGAAUGUCCCCAGGAGAUAGUGUCACUUAGCGUCCGGCUGUUCUUGGGAGUCCAUCAGAUCAGGCUCUGGCUGCCUAGAGGCCAGCUGUGUGCCCUGGGGCACCAAGGGCACAGAGCACCCCCCUCCCUUUAAUUAACACCACUGGGCUGGGGGGGGUUGGUUUUUACUGCCACACAAAUAUUCUUUAGUUGACUUAAACGUGCAAAGAGUGACCAAGCCCAUGUGAGUGGCGGGGCUGCCUGUCUCUGGAGGCCGUGCGUAUAUUCUCUGUCCUGGACCCACUCAGAUGUAUCUAUAUUUAUAUUAAAAGACACUUUUACAUUUC